Molecule: messenger RNA, 1321 nt
Organism: Drosophila novamexicana
Lineage: Eukaryota; Metazoa; Arthropoda; Insecta; Diptera; Drosophilidae
Product: pH-response regulator protein palI/prr-5
Exons: 1
Coding region: 30-1058 (342 amino acids)
Source: RefSeq, a predicted model, not a curated record
GCUCCAACUCGAUUCAUUCCAACGUGAUCAUGACGCGAAUACGAAUAAAUAUGCUAACGGCCUUGAUAACGUGCCUUCUACUCCUAAUCCGCACGUGUAGUUGCCAAUUUCCAAUAGCAAGAUCAUCAGCAGCAGCUGGUGCUGCAGUGGCAUCCGCCGGCGCCAUAACGGCAGUAGCCCAGUUACUUCAACAAGGAUUGAAUGGCAGGCAACAUCACGGCGGCAGGAGACGUACGCCACCAGGCCAAAUGAAUAGACGUGGCGGCGGCGGCGGCUGGAAUGCUGGCGGCGGCUGGAAUGGUGGCGGCGACUGGAAUGGUGGCGGCGACUGGAAUGGUGUUGGCAGGCAACCACCUUCUGGUUGGGGUAACUGGGGAGGUGGCAGACCAAAUCCUCCUGGAUGGGGUGGCUGGAGUGAUGGAGGCGGAAGGCGACCUCCACCCGGAUGGGGUGGUGCAGGAGGCUGGGGAAAUGGAGUUCCACCUGGUUGGAGAGAUAGAAACGGACCCCCACCACCUGGCUGGGGAGCUGGAAAUGGAAAUCCACCACCAGGCUGGGACGACGGAAAUGGAACACCACCCUCUGGAUGGGGAGAUAACGACGGGUCUUCACAGCCGGGUUGGGAAGAUAACUACGAUCCAUCACGCCCCAGUUGGGGGAAUGGAAAUGUGCCAUUCCAACUGCCGCCAACGAAUGAAGAUGGCCAGGAACCUGUGCAGAAUACCAACUCCAAUCCACCUAUUUACACGCCGUCAACAACGACGCCAAGCCCCACUGCCCCUGCGCCAUCCACACAACCCACCCACGAUUCACUGAUAGUUGGCAAAAAUCCACCGCCUCUUGUAAUUUCGCCUACUCCCACUCCAAAUUCUGGUGACACGCUUAUUGUGGGCACAAAUCGUCCACCUCUGGGGCCACUAACAGCACCGACGCCAUCAUCUAGAUCGAUUGAGCAAUCCCGGCUGCGAGACAUUGUCUUCCCCAAUUCGUUACAUUACGUGCACGCCCCCGGCCUGGAACUUCAAGCGGAUUCAAUCGAUGUGCGUAGAAGAAAAUGAGCUUCACGAUCUGUUAGAUCUUUCAGUAUGUUUGUUUAUACUAAGUAGAGGUAUUAAUUAUACAUUAAUAUUUAUAGGGAAUGUGCAAUUUAAUAAACACAAAUAAAAUUGAAUAAUGGCAAAGCUCAGUGCUCUCUGAGAUUCGGCUCGAACUCAAGUUCGCUUUCGUAUGUCUAGGGGCUAUGAGCUAUAUAAACAGGUUCUGUGAGCUGACAAACAACAGAUAAAUAUAUGUGUAAGAAGAGGGCAAUAACAAUAAAAAU